Lachancea mirantina is the source of this 4566-nucleotide messenger RNA. NCBI's taxonomy places the organism in Eukaryota, Fungi, Ascomycota, Saccharomycetes, Saccharomycetales, Saccharomycetaceae. The record is from the annotation of a GenBank genome assembly.
AUGUGGAUGAGACUCUCCUUUCUUCUGUUUACAUGUCUUUCCAGACUGGUUAUCGCAGAUUGGCAGCCUAAUGUCAAUGUGAUAAAAACAACCAAUACAUUUUGGAUUGAGCAGUUUGACGAUUCUAGCGUUUGUUUGAGAUUCGAGGGAACCAAGUUUUUGAGAUCGACUGACAAUGCAUUGACUUGGACCGAAAUUACUGAGCUUAAUAAUGUGGAUUUGAUGGAGGUAUCGAUUGAUAGGUUCAAUCCUGGAAACAGAGCUUUCGCUUGGAGUGCCGAUAUGUUGUACGUAACUGACGACCAGGGUGAAAAUUGGAGGUCCAUGAAGAUUCCCUGGGAUGAGAAAACUGGGGUUGACGAAAAUACGUCAACUUACUGCUCCGUGAACGGCCAUCCGCAGUCCGAUAACUACCUCCUUGUCUCAUGCACACAUCUUGAUAACGGUAAGGGCCAUCGAGAAAACUCCGGCAGGUUCUUUUUUUACUCCAAUGACGGCAAAUCGCUAUCGCAGAUGGUCCCCAAGUCGUCUCAACCUCUCAGCGAUGCAAAGAACUACUAUGAAUGUCAAUUUUUAAGACAAGAUGCGGAUUCUGAGCUAGGCGGUGAUCAUGACAUCAUUUGCUCCGAAGAGCGGCCUGGCGCCGAACAAAAUGACCCCGAACCGGAAACUUUGGUAUUCACCACGUCCGAUUUCGGCAAAACCAUGAAUUAUUUGGAGCAGUUCGAAAAUAUGAGGAUACUCCGUGUUUCGGUCGAGGGUAUUUACGCUGUUAUUGUGACCGCGGAAGAUCGGUUCAAUCCUGAGUCUCCGAUUCGCAUUUGGAUCUCAAAAGAUGGACAACUCUAUGAAGAGGCUAGUCUGCCUGCGCCAAUCAGGCAUGGGGUUUACUUUGAAUCCUUGGGCACCUCUAGAAACAAGCUGGUAGCUAUAUCUCAAAUGAUUGACGCGAACGACAAGAACCGAAAGCAGACAAGCGUCUUAAUAUCGGAUUCUACAGGUCUUAAAUUCAGUAGAAUACCUGAUCUCGAAUAUGGUGAAGUUGGCUUUUAUAUGUUCCAAUCUGUUGACAAGCUCAGAGGGACAGUGAUGUGCUCCUUCAUGGGUUCCGUCGGGCAUGGUCAUCACAUGCGCGCAGUGGUCAAUACCAAGAUAUCCAUGGAUAACGGCAAAACUUGGUCGAAUCUUCGGGUUGAUGACCCUGACAGCGAGUUUAAGUGCGAUCCCAGAGAUGUCGAAAAUUGCUCACUUAAUCUCUUUUGGAUGAAUGAAAGGGAUGGGAUGAAGGGACCUCCUUCAACGGCAGGCAUUUUAACAACAAUUGGAACAGUAGGAUCUCAGUUCGACAUUGAGUGGAAAAAUCACAAAACUUUUAUUUCACGGGAUGGUGGUUCCAGCUGGAGAAAAGUCUUUGAUUUCCCUACCCAAGUGGUUUUCGGAGAUUAUGGCAAUAUCGCGGUUGCUAUGCCUUUCACUCCGGAGGCUGAUGGGGAUGAAACGUCCGAGUUUUUCUUCUCCUUAGAUCAGGGCCGUACAUGGACGGAGCAUCCGCUUAAGGAGAAGAUGAAUGCUAUGGCUGCAUAUUCUACGACUUUUGACGGAUCUGGAACGAGUUUUGUGUUAGUGGGCGCAGAGUUAGAAAGUGGCCAAUCAGAUAUUAAGUCAGCAAUUUAUGUCAUUGAUUUUGCUGAAGCAUUCAAUUCCGCUAAAUGUACAGACAGCGAUUUGGAAGAAUGGUAUCUAAAUGAAGGAAAAUGCAUUGCAGGAGCCAAAAGGAAGAUCAUGAGAAGGAAAGCCGAUUCCUCAUGCCUCAUUCGUUCUCUUUACAAAGAUUUGGAAGAGGUGGAGGAAAUUUGUGAUUGUUCUGAGGAGGACUACGAAUGUGCACCCGAGUUCGUUUUAGGGGAAGAUGGGACAUGCAUUCCAGACCGGGAUCUUGUUGCUAAGACAGGCAAAUGUGUUCGCAAAUCGUCCGUUAAGUUGCCCCCUAUCGUUCUUUCGAGAGGCAACAAAUGCCGCAAUCCUUUGGAAAUUGAUCCCAUUGAAGUUGAUUGCGCAGACAAAUUAAGUCCUCUCAAUGCAAUCAGCGUAACUGCAAAUACCCUCGAUUGGAACCUGAGAUUUUACCAAUACUUUAACACCUUCGAUGACGAAACAAUCAUUCUUCUAUCCGACAAAAACGAUGUACACAUUUCACAUGAUAAUGGUGAGACAAUAAACAAGCUUGAGGUGGAUGACAAAUUUAUCGAAAUUGUUUUCAACAGCUAUAACAACAGAACAGCGUACCUAUUCGGUACAAGCGGGAAGCUAUACAUAACUCGUGAUAGGGCUAUCAGUUUUGACUAUGUUGAAUUACCGCAUGCGAGGCAGUUGGGAUUUCCCCUAUCAUUUCAUGCGAAAGAUGACGACUCGUUUAUCUAUUAUGGUGGCCAGGACUGUGACUCGAUAUUCAGUCCUGAUUGCCAUGCCGUUGCCUAUAUUACGCAUGAUGGCGGUAAGACUUUCGUGAAGUUGCUUGAAGGGGCAAUUCAAUGUGAUUUCGUGGGAUCCACAUACCAAAGUCCUCCUGAUCCGAAUAUGAUAAUGUGCCUCGUGAAGCAUAAAGGUCAACUUAAAAGGUCUAUAUUAACAAGUACUGACGAUUUCAAGACCGACACACGAGUGGUUUUUGACGAUGCCAUUGGCUACGUUUCUGUCGGAGAGUACACUGCUAUUGCUGUACCCCACAAUAAUCAGGAACUCCGGGCUUUUGUGACUCUUGAUGGCAAAGAAUAUGCGGAAGGUAAAUUCCCGGCAGACAUUGGAGUUGACAAGCAACAAGCAUACACCGUUUUGGGCUCCCAAACAGGCGCCAUUUUUUUCCAUUUAACCACGGAGAAUAGAAAUGGGCAACAAUUUGGUGUUCUUAUGAAGUCUAAUUCAAACGGAACAUCAUUCGUCACUCUAGAAAGAGCCGUCAACCGUGGACCACAAGGCUUUGUGGAUUUUGAGAAAUUAGAAGGCUUAGAGGGAAUCAUUCUUAUUAAUACCGUGAGCAACGCUGAUUCGAUAAGGAAUGGUAACAGAGAGGGUAAGAAGCUUAAAACCAAAAUAACUUUUAAUGAUGGCGGUGACUGGCAGUUCCUAAGACCGCCCGCAAAGGAUUCGCAGGGCAAAGCAUAUGCAUGCAAAGGCAAUUUGAAUGAGUGUUCUCUCAAUCUUCACGGAUACACGGAAAGAAAAGAUGUGCGUGAUACGUACUCCUCUGGUUCUGCCCUCGGCAUGAUGGUUGGCGUUGGAAGUGUUGGAAAAGAACUAGCACCUGUGAAAGAUUGUUCAACAUUCAUCACUCUGGAUGCAGGUAAUACUUGGCGAGAAGUCCGCAAAGGAUCCCAUCAUUGGGAGUAUGGUGACCAGGGAAGUAUCAUCGUGCUAGUCAAAGACGUUGAGAAGACUAAUUACAUUACGUAUUCCAUUGACUCAGGGAAAACAUGGAAUGACUUCGAGUUUUCAGAAAAAGAGGUUUCUGUUGAAGAUAUUGUAACUACUCCACAUGACUCAGUGAUGAGGUUUUUGAUUGUUGCUAAAUCAACCUCUGUGAUUGGCCAGAAAACCCAACUCUUUACGAUUGACUUCAGCCGCGUAUUCCCUCGUCAAUGCGUUCUAGAUUGGUCUCGGCCUGAAAAUGACGAUUACUCGGCUGUCAAACUUACGGAUUGCAUGUUUGGGCACCAAGCUGAGUACCUCAAGAAAAUCAGCGAUGACUGCUUUAUUGGGGCAGCUCCUCUUGAAAAAAGUUACAGAAUAGUUAAGAACUGUUCAUGUACUCGGGAUGAUUUUGAAUGUGACUACAAUUAUUACAAAGCAAGCGACGGGACAUGCAAACUUGUCGAGGGCUUAGAUCCCGCUGAACUUGAAGAAACUUGCAAAAAACAUCCUGAUCUUGUUGAAUUUUUCAAACCAACUGGUUAUAGGAAAGUUCCAUUAUCAACCUGUGUUGGUGGUUUAAAUCUCGACCAAGCAUCAGUGCCUCAACCUUGCCCUGGCAAAGAAAAAGAAUUCAGAGACCGUCACAAGGCCAGUAGGUCUUCAGUCGUGGUAAUUACAUUGCUUCCUCUUUUCGUAUUCCUUGCAGCUAUGUGGUUCAUUUAUGAUCGUGGGAUCAAGAGAAACGGCGGUUUUGCUCGCUUUGGCGAGAUACGAUUAGGUGACGAAGAACUGAUCUCAGAAACUCGUACUGACCGAGCAGUCAAUGCGAUUGUGGCUUUCGGAGUGACUGCCUAUUCUGCAAUGUCAGCAACUUUUUUGCUUGUCAAAAGAGGAAUUAGAAAUGCCUUUCUGCAUUCAAGGGCGAGAAUUCAAAGAUCAUCGAAUGGCCCUAGCUACUCUUCACUCACGCAUGACCAAUUUCUGGAUGAAGCGGAUGAAUUGCUAGCCGGACACGAUGACGAUGCUAAUGAUCUAGUUGCUUUCCCGGAUGACGAAACGAAUUUCGAAGUUGAUGAUCCUCCUCCACAGGAGUCGUUCUCCGACGUCGAGACGUCGAACUCUGUAGCUAGGGAAGAGAAUUAUGAUGAACACGCAUAA